Molecule: messenger RNA, 4989 nt
Organism: Linum tenue
Lineage: Eukaryota; Viridiplantae; Streptophyta; Magnoliopsida; Malpighiales; Linaceae
Source: the annotation of a GenBank genome assembly
UGGUGACCAAUAUGCUAGUGUAACAAAAAUUAAGUGACCGUAAUUAGCCCGCGAAAAAGUAUGAGGGAAAAGUGUACUUUUCCAAUUUUUCUCCUCUCCGCUGCUUUAUCCAGUAUCCACUCGAAUGAAGGACGGAAAAUAGCUUCAUCUCCCUCUUCCACUUUGUGCUGCCGCUUCUCUCCCGCCGGGCAAACAAUGGCGGUCAUGCUAAACCAUCAUCUCUUCACCGCCUCCGGCGGCAGCAGCUUCGUCUGCAAGAUGUCCAAGACAAACCCGACGGUCUUCGUGGAGAAGAAGACCGGCUCCGUCGACUACGACAAAGGCGAGCACCUUGUUUCCACUGAGCUCAGCGGAGUCAGGCAAGCCAACAUUCCUAGACGCUACCGGCUCAGGGUCGAACGAGAUAGGUUCCAGAAGGACUGGUCGCUCUCCCAGGUGGUCCAGAAGGUUCUCGCGCUCGAUCCUCGCGGCGACGACGUGGAGGCCGUUUUGAACCACUGGGCUGGCCGCUUCGCUCGCAAGAAUUUCCCUUAUCUCAUCAAGGAGAUAACGCGGAAGGGAUCGUUGGACCACAGUCUAUUGGUUUUCAGCUGGAUGAAGAAUCAACAGAUUUAUCGUGCUUGUACUGAAAUCUAUAACAGGAUGAUCAUGUUGCUUGCUCGCCAUGGCCGGAUUGAUCAGGCUCGCGGGUUGUUCUUCGAAAUGCAGAAAUGGAGGUGCAAACCGGAUGUUGAGACUUACAAUGCACUUAUCAACGCCCACGGUAGAGCUGGUCAAUGGCGGUGGGGAUUGAAUAUAAUGGACGAGAUGCUGCGAGAAGCUGUGUGUAUUUGCUUUCCUUUUCCCAAAUCAAUCUUUGUGGGUCUGAUUUGAUAUAACACCUAGUCGGUCCACGUAUAAUAAUUUGAUUAAUUCUUGUGGAUCCAGUGGUAAUUGGAGAGAGGCAUUGAAGCUUUGCAAGAAAAUGACUGAAAAUGGCGUUGGGCCUGAUUUAGUGACUCACAACAUUGUUUUAUCUGCUUACAAGACUGGAGCUCAGUAUGCAAAAGCCUUGUCUUACUUUGAGCUGAUGAAAGGAACAAGCAUUAGACCAGAUACAACAACAUUCAACAUUGUGAUUCAUUGCUUAGUUAAGCGUGGCCAGUAUGAGAAGGCCCUCAAUAUUUUCAAUUCCAUGAGGGAUAAGAGAGCAGAUUGCCAUCCCGAUGUUGUCACCUUUACAACAAUGAUCCAUUUGUAUUCUUCCAUGGGGAAGAUUGAGAAUUGUUCUGCUGUGUUCAAUACCAUGCUCGGUGAGGGGCUGAGGCCUAAUAUUGUUUCAUACAAUGCAUUGAUUGGGGCAUAUGCUUCUCGUGGCAUGGGUAAAGAGGCACUUUCAGUUUUUGAUGAAAUGAGGAAGAACGGGUUUUGUCCUGAUGUUGUGUCAUACACUUCCUUGCUGAAUUCAUAUGGGAGAUCUCAGCAGCCUGUGAAAGCAAGAGAAGUUUUUGAGAUGAUGAAGAGAGAAAAACUGAAACCGAAUAUUGUCACCUAUAAUGCAUUGAUUGAUGCCUAUGGAUCUAAUGGGUACUUGGCAGAAGCAGUGGGCAUCUUACGUGAAAUGGAGCUUGCUAGUAUUAAGCCAGAUGUUGUGUCUAUAAGCACUCUUCUAGCUUCAUGUGCCCGAUGUGGCCGAAAGGUUAAUAUCGAUGCAGUGAUUUCAGCAGCUGAAAUGCGGGAUAUCAGAUUAAACACUGUUGCUUACAAUUCAGCUAUUGGUGCCUAUAUGAAUGUUGGGGAAUAUGAUAAGGCAGUUGCAUUGUUUCGAUCCAUGGGGAAAAGAAAAGUACUGCCUGAUUCUGUUACUUACAAUGUCUUGAUAAGUGGGUGUUGCAAGAUGUCAAAAUACAGCGAAGCUAUAGAGUUUUUUGGCAAGAUGAUGGAUUCGAAAUUGCGAUUGACUAAGGAGGCUUACUCAUCUGUGAUUUCUGCCUACAGCAAGCAGGGCCUAGUUGCAGAGGCAGAAUCCGUGUUCAACAUGAUGAAGACGUCUGGCUGCUGUCCUGAUGUUAUCACCUACACUGCGAUGCUACACACAUACAAUGCUGCAGAAUGCUGGGAAAAAGCUUGUGCUUUACUUCAAGAAAUGGACGCCUAUAGCAUACAACCAGAUACUAUUGCAUGUUCUGCUUUAAUGAGAGCUUUCAAUAAGGGAGGUGAUCCAGGCCAGGUCCUUGUCUUGGCACAGAUUAUGAGAGAUAAAGGAAUCCCGUUCAGUGAUGCCAUUUUCUUCGAAAUGGUUUCUGCAUGUAGCCUGUUGAGAGAUUGGAAGAAAGCACUUGAGUUGGUACAGCUGAUGGAGCCUUCUUUCCCCGUGAUUUCUGUUGGACUUCUAAAUCAACUUCUUCAUCUUCUGGGAAAAAGUGGAAAAACAGAUUCUAUGAUCAAGUUAUUUUACAAGAUUAUAGCAUCUGGUGCUGAAAUAAAUUUCAAAAGUUACUCCAUACUGUUGAAGAAUCUCCUGGCCGUUGGGAAUUGGAGAAAAUACAUCGAGGUAUUGGAGUGGAUGGAGAAUGCAAAAGUCGAGCCUUCUAAUGGAAUGUUCGAAGACAUACUCAACUUUGCUCAAAAGCAUGGUGGGGAAUUUGCUUCUACCAUAAAAACAAGAGUUGGUAUGCUCCUCCUGUUUCUUACCUCUCCUGCUGGAAAAUCACACUAUCAACUUUAUCAUGCAUAUGUAUGAUUAUGUAAUCACAGUGCUCGUAGUAAUAGCGAUUCUGGGUUUAGGAAUAUAACAGCAUUAAGGACACUUCAAUCCACACCUCCUUAUCCUCAACUUUAACCGUAGACAUCAGAACCGGCAAUGGUUCAUUCGAACACGAACUGAUAGUUCGCCUGGUAACUAACCAGAUAGUGCAGGUAGAGUUAUUAACAAGCCUCUUCGUUUUUUUUUUUUUUCGUUUCUACGACAGAAUCACUGAGAAGGCAGCCGGUCGAAAGCAACUUGUAAUGCUGAGUAGAUAGUUGAGACUUGAGAGAAGCUGUUAAAAGAGGAUGGAAUGGUGCUUCAUUUCCUUAAGAGCUCUCAGUUGCAUUUUGCAGAGAAUUUAUUUGCUGUAUUAUGUAUAUAUGUAAAAAAUAAAUUGUAGAUAUAACAAUUUUGUAACAGUUUUGUCUAGUUAUAUUCAGUCAGCUCUUGGGAGAAGUCAUCACUCUAUCAGUUGAGACUUGAGAGAUGAGGAAGAAGUCUAAUCAGUCGUUUGGUUAAUUGGGCCUUCUUUUUCCUUGUUACAGAAUUCGGGGAUGGGCCGAAUUUGUGCCUCAGGCCCAACUAUCCUCCAACUAAAUUGAAACAGCGAGUGGGCUUUGGGGAUCAAGCCCGUCAUCCACUUGAGUUUAUCACUUCAGUGUUCUGAUCAAUUCCAUUUCGACUUUUCUAUUGCCAACCAUAAGAACAGAGUUUACAGAGAAGAAGACAACAAUGGCGGCAGCGGCGGCGGCGGCGCCUAUUCUGAGCCACAUCGCCAGGGAGUCAUCCGACAUAAGACGCCUCGCCAAUUUCUACAAGGAGAUUUUUGGGUUCGAGGAGAUAGAGACGCCCGAUUUCGGAUUCAACGUCAUAUGGCUGAAUCUGGCUAACGCUUUCUCGCUCCACCUCAUCGAGCGGAGCCCCGAGACGAAGCUCCCGGAGGGUCCUUACAGCGCCGUGGAACCGAUUCGAGAAGUUUCCCAUAUCUCCAAAGGCCACCAUAUCUGCAUCUCCGUCGCCAAUUUCGACGCUUUCGUUGGUUCCCUCAAGGAGAAGGGGAUAGAGACUUUUCAGACGGCGGUUCCAGGGCGGUCAAUUAGGCAAGUCUUCUUCUUUGAUCCAGACGGCAAUGGACUGGAGGUGGCGAGUCGGGACGAGUAGGGGAAAGCUCGACUGCACUGCGCUUCGUUCGAUGAUGAUCAACUGAACUGAACUGCGCUUCGCUUGAUGAAGAUCGUAUGUACGAAAAGAACCCUAAUAAGGAGGAAUAAGAUGAUGUACAGAUGCUGGCUAAUAGGGCUGAUUAGUUAGUUAUAAGCAACUUUGUUCCAGGGGGUAUUUUACUGUUUCUCCAUGGAUUCUAUGUAGCUAAGCCAUGAGUGUUGUAAUCGAAAUGAAAUGAACAGCAGUAUGUGCUUCUAGUUUUUUCAUCUCACACCAGGUAUGAGUAGCUUGAGCUGAUGACACUGUCUCCAUUGAUACCAAGGCGAUGUCCUUUCCUUGCUGAUUUUCUACUUAGCAUUUGUCUACAGCAAGUACAAUGAGAAUCGGAUUGCGUAUAUUUUCAGGCUGAAACCACACAACAUUCCACCAAGUUUUGAAACAAAAACAAACUGCACAGAAUACAGAUGCAGACGUUGUCCAGCAACUACCAUGUUCAGCGCCCUAAAAAAGGGGUAGCAGUAUGUAAAAGCUGUUCAGUGACAUUUCUUUCCACCUCUUUCCCUUUUCUGGGGAAGGUGGAAGGGUUGAUGUCUAGCAUGAUCCAAAAUGUGUCCCUCUUUUCAGCACCCUCCGAUUCGAAAUGCCUUACGAGUGCACCAGGAUGGUUCAAUGCUACACUCCAGAAAACGCUGUAACUGGAACGGGGUCGCGACAGGUUGCCAUACCAUCUUUAGAACUUCAAAGGCCUAAAAGAAACAUGAGUGCAAAGUUCGAAGUUCACGAUGUAGAUAUACCAUCCCGCUUCAGCAGUUCCAUUUUGGUUGCUGCAACUGCCCUGUGCUGCCUUUCUUUUUUCCGACGAAGACACUCUCCACACCAACUAGAGAAUUCGGUCUGAUAUCUCUUCAGCUCUCGAUAUGCCGAACUUCUGCACCACAAAAUCAGGUUUAACCGUUGCCCAGAAGUUGUGGCUCUGGCACCAUGCCUAUGGCGACCUCGAUGAAGAACUGCACGUCCUGGAAUAUGGGUAUAAUCCCCUAUUUCCUGUUGCAGAAAGUGAGAUUAUUAAGCCUUCAUUUGGUGGUGUUCUCCAUAUC